Molecule: messenger RNA, 1875 nt
Organism: Adineta steineri
Lineage: Eukaryota; Metazoa; Rotifera; Eurotatoria; Adinetida; Adinetidae
Source: the annotation of a GenBank genome assembly
AUGAAUCUUAUAAAAGUGCGUCGAUGUGGCAAUGCCAAUUGCCUUUCUCAUCAACAACAACCAACGAUUGAUAAUACAAUGAUAUUUACUCAACCAGUUUAUCAAGUUGAUGCGACUAUUUUAUGUCAACUGUUACAACAAAUUGAAACAAAACGUUUAUCAAAAUCCUUUGGUCAACUUCUUUACCUAGCAUCUAUAAAUCGAUUUGAAUUGGAUCGUCAAAUUUGUCCCAUAAAUAAUUGCGAACAACAACAACGAAAUGUUUUAUUAUUAACUAAUGUUCCAGAUUUAAUCUCUGUUGCUAUUGAUUGGAAUACAUCUCAAUGCACAACAAGUGAUGUAGAAGAUCUUGUUUCAACUAUUGAUUCAUUUGUAUAUUUACGUGAAUUAUUUUACGAUGUGACUAUAAGUGAUGCUCGUAUUAAACAAUUAAAUUUAAUUGGUCUUAUUUGUUUUUAUGGUGGGACUGUUGAAGUUUUUUUUUCAUAUGAUUCAACAACAUCAAAAUGGCUUUUUUGUUUCGAUGGAAAUAUUGUUGUAUCCGCUGAUUGGAAUGCUGUUCAAAGAAAAUGUAUUGAUUUUCAUCUACAACCAUUUCUUCUUAUUUAUGCAAAUCCUGAUCGUGAUCCAGUUGAUAUAAGGCAGUUACUUAAACGAACGGUGAUACAAACAAAAAAUACGAAUUUUAUACCUGACGAAGGAAGAUUAGAACAAACUAUGGUAUUAACUAAUAAGAAAAAUUCAAUACCAAUAAAACAAGAUGAAUCUCAACAUCAAUCAUAUUCAUUAGAAAAUCUUCAUAAUAUAUCAUCAUUUGCUACACUUAAUUCUUCAAUGUUAUUUAUGCCUAAAUCAACAAUGAAUACGUCUUAUAUUAAUCAAGAAACAGUUGUUAAAGUCAUGCAACAACAAUUAUUAAAAAAAGAAACAUUAUCUGAUACAACAUCAAUAUCAUCAUCAACAACAUCAUCACCUAUUGUUAAUGUUCGACAUCGAAAUUAUCAAUUAAUUCAACAACGUGAAGAUACAUCAUCAAGUGGUGAUUCAUCGCGUGAUUCUGGAUUGAGUAUUGGAAUAAAUGAUGAAUCAAGUGAUGGAAGUCCAAGAGAUAGUCUUAGUGAACAUGAUCAAACUGUUAUAGAUAGUUUAAUUAAACAAACAGAACAUAUUAUGAAAGAUGAUCAUCUUGAUACAACAUAUGCAAUGGUAGAACAUUAUUUUGAAGAAUCAUUAAAAUAUGAAAGUGCAAGUAAUUAUACAUCAGCAUUAGAAUCUUGUCAACAAGCAUUAAUACUUGUCGAACAAAUUUUAAAUCUAAGUCAUCAGUAUAAUAAUGGUAUAUCGAUAUAUGCUCGAACAAAAAAGAACAGUCUACUAUUACGAAUACGUUCAUUACAAAAACGACAAAUAGAAGAACAAGAAAAUUUAACAAGAUUUUGUUCAUCUAUGAAUUCUUUAACAUCAACAUUUAAACCAGUUGAAAAAAUUAUGAAGAAAAAUGAUAAUAUCUAUGAUAAUAAUAUGUCAAGAACAACAUCAAUACUUUCAACAACUACAAAACAUUUACGUCCAAAAAAGAAUGUGAAAUUUUCUGAUAAUGUUGCAUUAAUUGUUCCAACAUCGGAUGAUACAGAUGAACCACCAUCUGAACAUUUAAUUCAUUCAUUUUUAAGAAAAAUUCAUCAACAACAAACAGCAACACCAACACCAACGUCCGAUUCUGAUUCAGAUACACCAUCAGUAUCAAAUGAUGUUCCAAUUGGCUUAAGCGAAUGUACACUUUGUCAUAAACGUUGUUCAAAAAAUAAUCAAAUUGGAACUUAUUGUUCUAAUUGUCAUUUUUAUAUGCAACGAUUUCAACCAGCAACGUCUUAA